Molecule: messenger RNA, 571 nt
Organism: Dentiscutata erythropus
Lineage: Eukaryota; Fungi; Glomeromycota; Glomeromycetes; Diversisporales; Gigasporaceae
Source: the annotation of a GenBank genome assembly
AGCUUUAAAAUGGGAGAGAGAAAAACUAGGACUUUGCUGCAUGAAUUGUAAAGUUAUAUUAGCACUACUUCUUGCACCACCACCAGCAAUUUAUAAAUUGCUUACAGAAAAAAAUCCUAUAUCUAAAUUACCUUUUGUUAAAAAAGCAAUAGCAUAUAAUCAAGUAUUUGCUUUUAUAUCAAUUGCACAAAUUGAUAGAAGACAUGAAGUAAUGGAAGAAAAAUUAAAUAAAGACAUGUUAAAAGAAAUUCAAGAGAGAUUAAUAGAAUUCAAUCCUUUUGUUAAUACUUAUAUACAAGCAGGAAAUGUACAAGCAAGUCUUAUUUAUAUUUUAAUACAUAAUAUGUAUAACAGGGAUAUGAGACAAUAUAAUAUACCAACAACUGAUGAACCAAAAAAAACUUUCGAAAAUAUUUCUAAAGAAUACGAAAUUUCUGAAAUUGAAACUGAAGAAAGUGGAACCUCAAAACAAUUUUUAGAAUCUGCAACUAUUAGAAGUUCAUCAAGUAUGGAUAUUGAUGAAAAUAUUAAUAUAGGUGAUAAAGAAUAUUUGAGAAAAGAUUAUCUAUAA